Prinia subflava (tawny-flanked prinia) is the source of this 1804-nucleotide messenger RNA. It is a transcript of the gene CER1, whose product is annotated as cerberus 1, DAN family BMP antagonist. The transcript has 2 exons. The coding region runs from base 743 to 1564 and encodes 273 amino acids. NCBI's taxonomy places the organism in Eukaryota, Metazoa, Chordata, Aves, Passeriformes, Cisticolidae. The record is from RefSeq and is a predicted model, not a curated record.
UGCCUGAACAAAAUGUGGCACAGUUGGAUAAUCUUUGAAAACCCAGGAAGCAGAGUAUCUCCACCUCCACUCUGGGACCUUCUGCUCCGUGCUCGUGGCAUGUCUGCACUCCAGCAGCUGCAAACCAGCUGUGAGAAAAAUGAAAUGUGCCUCCUGACAGAUUCCUCUGACUGUCUGAGCAGCAGUCUGUUGGUCAUGUAGACCUUGGGUCAUAUCCCAAAUCUGAAAGCUCAAAGUUAGACUUUCGAAAACACAUUCUCCAGACUGAGUUUACUGUUUUCAGCAAACUUUAAUCAGCUUGCCUUUUCCUAUUGCAAUGAAAUAACACUCCCUGUUUUGACAGUCUCUGGCUAUAUAGAAUGAAAAGUCAAAAUAAACAAUGAAGUCCACAUUGAACAUUCUAAUACACAACCUCAAAUGUUUACUUCCUCAGCCUAAACUAGACACCUUAUCCAAACAUUUCCUCCUGUUGACUCCUUCUGUCCUCCCCAACAUCCUGGGUUACUAGAUUUUAGAUAGGAGCUUCUAAUACACAUAACCUAGAUUGAAAGCAGAGUUUAAUUAGCACAAACUUCCCUAUCAUAAUUGUAAUCUACAGUAAAUGAAUGCAAUUAGCCCCACCAGGGUCUUCCCUGAGCCCUCCUCUCCUCUGCCAUAAUCUGACUCUGGGUUCUUGUAUAAAGCUAGCAUACUACAUUCACUGCAAAAGCAGCAGGUCUACAGGGCUGCCCUUUCCUGGAUCAUGUCACUGCUUCUCCUCCAGGUGUUAGUGCUCUCAUGUCUUGGAGCCACAGAGCUACUGAGACAUUCACAGCAAAGGAAAAGCAGAAGACCUUUUUACCACCUUCUCUACCUGGACAAAAAGUUGUUUGAAAGUCAAAGUCCUCCUGAGCUAGUAAGCGAGAGCCCAGUAGGAGUUGAAGAGACCCUGAAAUUACCAAGCUUUUUUGUAUCAGUUCCAAAGACAGCAUCUGGAAGUGAGAAGAAAGAGGAGAAAAAAAUGUCUAGAUUCAUACUUCCCAAUGCAGGACUCCAUACAAACCAAAACCCGAGAACCUGGGUUGCACCCAGAGAGACCUCUCCUGUGGAAAACUUCUCUCCACCCUAUUAUUCCAGCCAGAGAGAGUCUGAAUUUCUCUACAGAAAAGAUGCCAAGAAAUUCUGGGACCAUUUCAUGUUAAAGAAAAAUUCAGCAUCUGAAGAGGUCGUGUUGCCAAUCAAGACCAAUGAAAUGAACCAAGAAAACUGCAGGACCCUGCCUUUUGCUCAGGUUGUUACUCAUAACAGCUGUGAGAAGAUGACAGUACAGAAUAAUCUGUGUUUUGGAAAAUGUAGUUCUUUUCAUGUUCCUGGUUCAGAAGAUCAUCUUUAUACCUUUUGUUCUCACUGCUUGCCCAGCAAGUUCUCCAUGAAGCGCCUGGAUCUCAACUGCACUGAUUCUGUUCCAGUGGUCAAAGAAAUCAUGCUUGUAGAAGAGUGUAAAUGUGAAACUCGGAAGAUUAAAGACCCUGUGACUGGAUCUCUACUGUCAGACUUGUAUGAAAAUGUACAUGAGCACAAUUAACCUGUGCAAAGUACCUCUUAAUUUGAUCAUAAGAACCUGCCAAUGAAAAAACUCAAACAAGUUGUUUUUGUACUCUAGUACAAAAAAACAUUAAACAUGUAGUCUUUCUACAAGAUGUUUGUUUCAACAAUGACUUCACCUAAAAUGUAACAAAUGUUUCCUUGCAGCUGUUAAGGAAAAGGAUGUGAAAUUACUGGGCUUAUGUGUAAAGGUCUUACUUUAACAAGGGAAAAGGUAAAA